This is a messenger RNA of Quercus robur (English oak), 801 nucleotides long. RefSeq lists its product as uncharacterized. The transcript is spliced from 2 exons. NCBI's taxonomy places the organism in Eukaryota, Viridiplantae, Streptophyta, Magnoliopsida, Fagales, Fagaceae. The coding region runs from base 1 to 801 and encodes 266 amino acids. The record is from RefSeq and is a predicted model, not a curated record.
AUGAGAAUGCCAAAUGGGUAUCAACCCCCCAAGUUCUUACAGUUUGAUGGCAAAGGAAAUCCUAAGCAACACAUUGCUCACUUUAUAGAAACUUGUGAGAAUGCAGGGACUCAAGGAGGUCUCCUUGUAAAGCAAUUUGUUCGUUCUCUCAAGGGAAAUGCCUUUGAUUGGUAUACAGACUUAGAACCUGAGUCAAUCGACAAUUGGGAACAAUUAGAAAGAGAGUUUCUCAACCGAUUCUACAGCACACGGUAUUGCAAGGAUAGACUUUCUAAAAUAUCUGCUGUAGAGAUGUGCAUCCAAGGCAUGCAUUGGGGACUUCUUUACAUCCUUCAAGGGAUAAAGCCCCGAACAUUUGAAGAGUUAGCAACUUGUGCGCAUGACAUGGAAUUGAGUAUCUCUAGCCAUGGAUGUACAAACCCUCCCAUACUUGAGGAAAGCAAAAAGGAAGUAAGGAAGAAUGAUAGGAAUACAAAAGCCAACCUCAAAGACCCAAUGGUUGUUAACACAGCCGUAGUUAAGGUUCCAAGAAGAGGAGAAAAGGCAAAUGAAGAACAGCUUGAAGGGUGGCAAAAGAAUGAAGUGCGUCGCCUGACCUUUAAGGAACGUGAGCAAAAAGUAUAUCCAUUCCCCGAUGAAGAUGUGCUAAACAUCUUAGAACAACUAUUGCAAUUGAAGCAAAUUGAAUUGCUAGAAUGCAAGCGGCCAGAAGACAUGGGGAAAGUUGAUGACCCUAACUACUGCACAUAUCAUCGCAUCAUUGGCCACCCAAUCCAAAAAUGCUUUGUCUUCAAAGAAUAA